UUCUCUUGAAGUUUUACAUUUUCUCUACACUGAAAAUAUAGAUGUAAAAGAAACUUUGGAGCAAUUAUUAACCAUUCUAUUUCCUCUAUAAGAUUUCACUUCCAACAAUCAUAAAAGGGACCAAGCUAGCUGAUAUGGAGGAUGUUGAGAGAAUUCCUCCCACGGAACUUAGUUAUCCAUCAGUUGACGAAGAACUAGUGGGGUUUGACGAUCAUGCAGAAAAUAUAAUCGAAAAAUUGUGGGGAAGGGGAAGCGUCUCGGACGUUAUUUCAAUUGUCGGAAUGGCCGGAAUAGGGAAAACAGCUUUGGCUAAAAAGAUAUACCAAUAGUCGUUCUAUUAGGGAACAUUUUGAUGUUCAAGCGUGGUGCUCCGUUGGACAAGUAUAUAAUGUGAGAAAGUUAUCUCUUGAGAUUCUAAAACAAACCGGGGGCGAUAGGUUUGUUAAUGUGGAUGAUCCUGAUGACAUGGUGCGGAAGCAUCUUUUUGGAAAAAGGUAUCUCAUAGUAUUGGAUGACCUGUGGGAAAGCAACGCAUGGGAUGAUUUACAUUCAUGUUUCCCUUCUUGGGAAACUGGAAGCAGAAUAAUGGUAAAAACUAGAAAUGUAGAGCUAACUCGGUAUAUGAGUUGGCGUAGUGAUCCUUAUUUGCUUCCAUUUCUAAGAGAUGAAGAGAGUUGGGAAUUAUUGCAGAAGAAAGUAUUUCAAGGAGAGAGCUGUCCUUUGGAGCUACGCAGUGUAGGAACACUAGUUGCCAAAAAAUGCAAGGGGUUGCCUUAUUUGAUAAUCAUGAUUGCUGGAAUUCUUUCUCGAAAAAAAAGAGACGCAUCUACGUGGCUUGAAGUUGCAUAUGACAUAGGUUCUCAUACUUUAGAAGAGGGAAGCAUGAAGAUGAUACAAUCAAGUUAUGACCUUUUACCUGACUAUUUAAAGCCUUGUCUUCUCUACAUGGGACUGUUUUCUAAAGACUAUGAAAUUCGAGUGUCUGAUCUGCUCAAGUGGUGGAUAGCUGAGGAGUUUGUGCCGAACAUUGGCACGUUGGAGCUAGAAGAAACAUCAAUGAGUUGCUUGAGCGAUCUUGUUAGCAGAAACUUGGUAGUUGUUUCUAAAACCAGAGUGAAUGGUGAAAUGAAAUGCUGCAUAAUUCUUGAUCAAGUGCGUGAAUUUUGCUUGACAAAAAUAAAAGAAGAAAAGUUCAUGCAACACGUAGGAAAAAGGCUAUGUAUGUACAUACAUGACGGUAUGACAAGUGAUUUCAAGGAACGAGAGUCUUUUGGAAUAAGUCAAGCCUCCCUUGAGUUCAUUGCUCAUCCAAAAUUCAGCAUAUCAGACAAUAAGAAUCUUUUCCCUUUGCUUAACAACUUGAGACUUAUUCGGGUGUUACAUUUAUUGGAUUUCUACUUGGAUGAUUCUUGGGCUGCUGCAUUUCAAUUGCUGACUCACUUAAGGUACCUUGCGAUUUUUGUUAAAGUAUUUCAUAUCAAAUGGGUGUCACACCUUGUUCAUUUACAAACUUUGGGGGUUCGUUCAUCUUAUAUAAUGAUAUCGCCUGCUAUUUGGAAACUGGAAAAGUUGAGGCAUGUGGACAUAAACGAAUUUCCCAUUAGAUGGGAAGAUGGUGAGCGAGUGAAGUUCGAAGAAUCUACAGAUAUUGUGUUACAUAACUUGAAAACUCUUGGCACGUGCUCCAUGUCUCUGGCUGACAUGACUCCGAAGUUCUGGAAUAAGUUUCCAAAUCUCGAACAACUUAGGCUCCAUAUUGAUGAAUUUGGUGAUGUUCCUUAUUAUUCAGGCUCUAGAUUAAUGACUUUGGAGAUGUUUCCCACACGUCUUAGGAAGUUGUCCCUCAGUGAAACUUUCCUGACGGAUGAAAUAGUUUCAAGUAUUGCAAAGCUGCAACACCUUGAGACUCUUAAAUUAUCUGAGAUAUACUUUACGGGAGAAAAGCAUUGGGAUCUCAGUGAUAAUACGUUCGAGGAACUCAAGUUUUUGAAACUACAUCGUGUGUUUAUGAUCCAUUGGUAUUGCUCAGACGAAUCAUUUCCUUCGCUUAAAUAUCUAGUUAUAAAAAUUUGUUCCAAGCUUGAAGAGAUCCCACUCAGCUUUGUCGAGGUUCCAACAUUGCAAUUGAUAACAAUUAUCGACUGUAGUAACUCCGUUGGUGAUUCAGCUUUGAAGAUUGAAAAAGAAAUGGAAGAGUACGGCUGCGAGCUCCAAGUUCAUAUCUUGAAGAAUGACUAAAGAUGAAGGUAAGUGAUUUCAUCAUUAUGAUGCUGUGCAUGUAUAUUGCAUC
Molecule: messenger RNA, 2290 nt
Organism: Capsicum annuum
Lineage: Eukaryota; Viridiplantae; Streptophyta; Magnoliopsida; Solanales; Solanaceae
Product: putative late blight resistance protein homolog R1B-16
Exons: 2
Coding region: 466-2238 (590 amino acids)
Biological process (GO): defense response to other organism
Molecular function (GO): ADP binding
Source: RefSeq, a predicted model, not a curated record